Molecule: messenger RNA, 1344 nt
Organism: Orbilia oligospora ATCC 24927
Lineage: Eukaryota; Fungi; Ascomycota; Orbiliomycetes; Orbiliales; Orbiliaceae
Exons: 8
Coding region: 1-1344 (447 amino acids)
Molecular function (GO): catalytic activity
Source: RefSeq, a predicted model, not a curated record
AUGAGGAGAUCCAUAUCCACCAUUGCCUCAUGCGCCGGGCCCCGUAGCCCAAUAGGAGGAUGUCUACAAGCUCCCCUCCGAGGCCGGAUCCUUCGGUACAUUAGGUACCAGAGCACCGUACCGGCCAAGCCCUCCCCUCUAGCUGGAGUUCGGGUCCUUGACCUCACCCGAGUGCUCGCUGGGCCAUAUUGCACACAAAUACUAGGGGAUUUAGGUGCGGAUGUCAUCAAAAUCGAGCAUGUCACUAGAGGUGAUGAUACCCGAGCCUGGGGGCCACCAUAUGCGCCGCGAAAGGAUGGAAAAUCUGGACCCGGUGAAAGCGCAUACUUUCUUGCGGUGAACAGGAAUAAACGAUCGCUCGCCUUGGACUUUAAGGCAGCCGAAGGACAAGCUAUCGUCAAAGCCCUCGCGAAAACAAGUGAUGUACUAGUAGAAAACUAUCUACCUGGAACUCUAGCUAAAUACGGUCUCGACUAUGAAACCCUGAGAGCGGAGAAUAAAGGUUUGAUUUACGCAAGCAUUACGGGAUAUGGACAAACCGGCCCUUAUAGCGAUAGAGCCGGAUAUGAUGUUAUGGUUGAAGCGGAAAUGGGCCUCAUGCACAUUACCGGCGAGCGUGAUGGUUCCCCAGUCAAAGUGGGUGUCGCAGUAACAGAUCUGACAACAGGUUUAUACACUUCCAACGCCAUUCUUGCCGCUCUUUUAUCUCGCGCUUCUACUUCGCAGGGCCAACAUAUCGACAUGUCACUUUCAGACUGCCAGGUUGCAACAUUAGCUAACAUCGCAUCUUCUGUUUUGGUAUCUGGGAAACGGGAUGGAGGUAGAUGGGGGACAGCGCACCCCAGUAUUGUACCUUACGAGGCCUUCCCUACUUCCGAUGGAAGUAUUUUGUUAGGAGGAGGGAAUGAUAGGUUAUUCGGGAUUUUGUGCAAGAGGAUUGGGUACCCCGAAUGGGCUUCUGAUGAACGAUUUGUGACGAACGAGAAGAGAGUAGAGUACCGAUAUAUACUUGUUCCGAUGAUUGGAGAGGAAACAAAGAACAAGAGUACACAGGAGUGGCUAGAGAUAUUUGAGGGUAGCGGCAUGCCGUAUGCAGCAGUCAACGAUGUUUAUGACACACUACAUCAUGAUCAUGUUCUUGCUCGGGGCAUGGUGAAAGAAGUCCAUCACGAAGCAUGCGGCCCCAUCAAGCUCGUCAAUACUCCAUUUAAAUUCUCAGAUGCCGAAGUGUCGAUUCGUCACGCACCACCAACCUUGGGCGAAGACACGAGUGAUAUAUUGAAAGAAUUGGGGUUUACAUCGGACCAAAUUAACGAUCUCAAAUCUGAAGGGGUUGUCGCUUGA